AUGCUUGAUGUGGUCAUUGUGAAUAGUGUGCCAUUCACAGGCUGUAUCCAGGGAGGUCUGCAUGAGGGGAAGACCAUCACUGUGACAGGGAGAGUCCUGCCAGGAUCCCAGAGGUUUCAUGUGAAUUUGCAAUGUGGCUCAAAAGAAGUACCUGAUGUAGCCCUCCACUUCAACCCCCAAUAUGAUGAUUCCAGACAACAUGCGGCCUGCAACACCAUGCUGUGCUCUAAGUGGGGGCCCAGAGGAUCAUACAUAUUCGUCUUAUCCGAGGUGAUUGUGAAUGGUGCUCACUUCAUGGAGUACCUGCACCAGAUGUCAAUCACCCAAGUGGACACCAUCUUCGUGUCUGGGGACGUGGAGAUCGAAUCCAUUGCCUUCUCCAACUCUGCACCAGUUCAGUUGCGGAAGGGGUUCGCCAACACAGCUGAUAUAACCUAG
Oncorhynchus kisutch (coho salmon) is the source of this 438-nucleotide messenger RNA. Its product is annotated as galectin-9-like. The record is from RefSeq and is a predicted model, not a curated record. The coding region runs from base 1 to 438 and encodes 145 amino acids. Gene Ontology annotation, molecular function: carbohydrate binding. The transcript has 6 exons. Lineage: Eukaryota; Metazoa; Chordata; Actinopteri; Salmoniformes; Salmonidae.